UUUAAGCACUAUGUAAUUAAUUGAUAAAAUCUCUAUUUUUCAUGAUAAUUUUGCAUCAUAUUGUUCAUUACCCUACUAUGCCAAUUUUGGUACAGAAACAAAUGAGUUACUAAAUUGAAAACACGAUUCCUAAACUUUCGCAAUGUCACUGUAUCAUUUGCCGCGUUAUCGAACAGUACUUCCCUUAUUCCUUAUUUUAUUAGUUAGAUACUCUUCUUUCAAUCUUGGAAGACAAUUAAGAUUUAUCGAAGAUAUAACAAUUGCAUAAGAGUCAAAGCAGAAAACAAUUAAAACAAAGCGUUUCACGUCACUAAUCAUAAAAAUAACCACCUCAGAGUAUAAUCGACUCUCUAACGGUUACUUCAAUAAAAAGUUGAAAUAUAAAAGGCUCGAAUCAACUCAACAUCGCUCUCAUAUGUUUCAAUUGUGCAAUAAUAUUGAUUCUGUUCUGUUUCUUCAACUAUCAAUUUAAAUCACUUUAUUUAAAUUCGUUACUGUUUUCCAUAAUAAUUGUAAUCCUUUUACUGGUUCUUUUUGUUUUGCUCUGUACUGAUGAACAACAUGGCAAGUAAACCAGAUCUCGAGAUGCAAACUAUCUCGGUAUUACCAACAGUCAUGGAAUCCAAAGCUAACGAUAAUUUCCCGAAACCUUGUAUUCCAACUAGGUUUUACAUUGCCUUUAUUACUGCUUUAACAACGUUUGUUAUGUAUGCCAUCCGCAAUUGUUUAAGUGUUGCGAUAGUUUCAAUGACUGUAGAUGAAACUAAGUUGAACAAAUCAACUUCAUAUUCAAUGACUGACAGCAACAAUUCAAUUACAAUCAAACCAUUGCAUGAAAAGUUUGCUUGGACCGAAAGUCAAGAAGGAGUUAUUCUUGGUUCCUAUUUUUACGGAUAUGCUGCAUUUCAAAUAAUCACUGGAGUCAUAUCAGAUAAAUUCAAUGUUGUCCAUUUGUGUAUCAUCUGUAACAUUAUCUCAGCCAUAUUAUCAGCUUUAACCCCGAUUGCUGCUCAUGCUGGCGUUGCCUGGAUAUCGAUUGUUCGAGUACUCAUAGGUGCAAGUCAAGCUCCUACCAUUGCUUUGUUAUUGGUUUUGGCUGGUAAAUGGUUUCCACCUGAUGAAGUUGUCUUGCCGAUAAGUUUGCUUAAUGUUGGUGGUAACAUAGGGUCUGCUGCUGCUAUGCCAUACACGGCUUGGCUUUGCAAUCAAGAUUUAUUGGGAGGAUGGCCUCUCGUCUUUUACUCAUUGGGUGCCAUUAACUUAAUCAUUCCAUUUUUGUGGCUUACAACAAUCACUGAAACGCCAAAUAAUCAUCCAUUCAUAUCUAAAUACGAGAUUGAUUACAUCGAUAAAGCCAAUUCAAAUGUUGGAAAAGUCAAGAUACCAGUACCUUGGUUAUCUAUAUUCACCUCCCUUCCGAUUUGGUCAAUCAUUGUUGCUAAAGGAUGCAUAUAUAUGGGUAUCAUGAUCUUUAACACCAAAAUUCCCGCUUAUCUCGAAUCUGAGCUUGGCAUGGACCUGACUAGUAACGGUUCUUUCAAUUCGCUGUUGAACAUUGCUAUGGCGAUCUCAAAUUUAUUGUCCCCACCCAUAUUUAAAUAUUUGAUCAACAACGGCUAUGUUUCUCGAACAGUUGCCAGGAAGAUCGCCGAAUCCAUAAGUUUUUUUAUACCUGCAAUUGCUCUUGUGACAAUACCAUUCAUCAAACAGAAUACAACUCUGAUCCUGUAUCUGUUAGUGAUUUCAAUAUUCUUCAUGGGAUUUCAAGCAGCCGGCGACUGGCCAAUUACUUCUGAAGUGGCACCUGAUCUAGCUGGAAGUGUUUUCGGUAUUACUAAUACAACUGCUGCUAUUAGUGGUUUCAUGUCACCUCUGAUAGUUGGGGAAUUACUUGAAAGUGGGUUAGACCACAGUGAGGCCUGGAGAUAUGUAUUUUUUAUUGGUGCUGGUGUCAUGACUUUCGGAGGUUUAGUUUUUCUCAUAUUUGCUAAAGCAGAACCAGUACCAUGGGGUGUCGCUCCUUCACGAUCAAUUGAUGCUCUGGAUAAAAAUCUGGAGGCCAAGAAAAGGACGAGGCCACAUUAGAUUCGUGUUCAUCUUGUUUUCACUCGACAACCUUGGAUAAAUGAAUCUUUAUCGAUGUUGCACUUGAACAAAUCGAUGACAGUAUGAAGCUGAGCUUCUUGAUAAUACAUGUAAAACUUCGAAAAAGUCGAAUCGAGUUUCUCCAUUCAAAAAUCAAUGAUUAUUGGAAUUGUGUAUUAUUGUAAUUGUAAUCUUAACGCCUGAGAAAUCGUCAAUUUCAUUUGAUCUGAUGAAUUAAAUCAUUGUUUCAAUCAUUUUAAUUGCAUCCAAUAGGGUUGAAAGGAACACAAAAUUAUUUGAGAAAUCUCUUGCAUGACAAAAUUAACGUCAUUAUUCUGAUGUUUAUUUGAACUAAUGCAAUGUUAUUUAGUACCGAUUUUGUCAAUAUCUCGAUCUUCACAGAUCUUAAUUGUGUAAUUGUGUAAAUGCAAUGAUAUUUAUCAACACUGCUAAAUGACAAUUUAUUUGCACAAUGUUUUUCACUUGUGCAAAGUUAUUAACAAGAUAAAUUGUCAGUUAAUGUUACUUCGAUAAAAAUGCGUAAUGCUAGUGGAUAAAAGUACAAUUGUAAACUUAUUAGCUUUUAAUAUGUUUACUUUGAUGAGGAAAGGUGAUUAGAUUAAAUUUUAAGACAAUUUGUCAAGUGAUAAUUACAUGUGCUGCAACUUGUGAUGUAAACGCUGGUUAACGUUGAACAAUUCAUUCCUAAAUGUUUUAAUUUUCAUUUCCAUUCAUUAUUUUAAGCGUGUCCGCCAUCUAACUGUACAGUUGUCCAUUGAAAUAUCGGUGAACCACCGAGAUCUAUUAGUGAAAUGAGUUUACAAACCUACCUCGACCAAAAUGGAUACAAACUUGUCAAGAGUAUUUUUUGCUUUCUUACCUUUAUGGGAUUAGGAGGAGUUUGCACACUUCUUGGAUCAUCUUUGCUCGAUAUUCAAAUUAGUAUUCAACAAGAUUUUGUUACCACUUCGAAAUUAAUUCCAGUUCGUUCGAUUGGUUAUAUCACAGGAGGAAUCUUUUCUGCUUUUCUGGAAAAAUUCUCAAAUAUCAAUGUAAUUAUGGCGCUGACCAACUUCACUGGAGGUUUAUUCCUAAUAUUUGCUCCAUGGUUUACAUCAAUCUAUUUAGUUGCUUGUUUCAUCUAUCUUUCGGGGAUUUCCCAGGGACUAUUUGAUAUAUAUAGCAACGUUUAUAUUAUUAAAAUAUGGGGAAAAGAUUCAACAAAUUAUCUGCAAAUUCAUCAUAUGUUUUUCGGUGUCGGAGCUCUCAUUAUACCUCUGGUGACUCGACCUUUUCUAUUGCCAUUUCAACGUGAUGAAGACCAGAUUAUUCAAGGAAGGUCUAUAAACAUUAAUAUAACCUCAUCAGCAACAAAAUUGCCAUUUGGUGGAUUUACACCCGAUGAUGUAACCAUUCAAUAUCCCUAUCUGAUCAACGGAAUCUUUCUUUGCUUGGUUUCAAUUGGAUUCAUAGUUUUUUACUUCAAGGAUAAGCAAAUCCCAUCUAAUGACUGUAAAUCCGUUAAUAAUACCGUUUCUGGUAACAUUGAUUCACCUGGAUGCAGUAAUGCUGCUUCUGGUGACAAUGGAUCAUCUCAAGACAAUGUUGAUAAACCAUGGAAGAAAUAUGUCGCUAUAAUUCCAAUGAUGUUGAUUGCAAACAUUGCCUUUGGAUUUACAACCACAGUUGGUUCACUGGGUCCAUCUUUUGCUGUGAAAUCUCCCAUCGCAAUGACCAAGAAAACAGCAGCUUUGUUGAUUACAGUAUUUUGGACAAUGUUUUGCUUUUAUCGAAUAAUUUUUAUCCCAUUGUCUAGUUAUUUUAGUCAUAGACGGUUAAUGCUGUUUAACCUGCUUUUGAUCUUAAUCAGUGUUGGCUUGAUGAUUUCAAAAGCUGCUUAUGAUCCAUAUUUUACAUGGGCAUCAUUUAUUUUACUCGGCACUGGAUAUUCACCAACAUUUUCAGUCUCAUUUGCCUUACUGCAACAAUAUUUUCCCAUUUCUGGCCGAUUAGCUUCAUUCAUAUUCAUGAAUGGCUGCAUUGGAGAAUCAAUUCAUCCUUGGUUAGUGGCCAAGUUCAUGGAAGGAUGGCCAGAAUUUUUUGUCUAUUACCUUGGUGGAAUGUGUAUAGUCUAUGUGAUUCUUAACUUCUCUCUUCCUCAUCUGUGUAAUUUAAUUUUUAAAAGACGGACUACCAAUCAAUGAUAAUCAUUGUUCACAAUUGCCUUCCAUCAAAACGUUUCAUUUUUACCAGCUUACCCUUAAUCUAAUAUGUAUUUUAAAUUGGUUAAAGAGACUAAUUGUUCCUUUUAAUUAAAAUCCUCAACCUCUAAUCUGAAUUACCCUACUCUUUAACCACUGAGCUGAUGGUUAUUGAUAAUAAAUUGAUGUUUUAAUACAUAA
Tetranychus urticae (two-spotted spider mite) is the source of this 4487-nucleotide messenger RNA. RefSeq names its product sialin. Gene Ontology annotation, molecular function: transmembrane transporter activity. The record is from RefSeq and is a predicted model, not a curated record. NCBI's taxonomy places the organism in Eukaryota, Metazoa, Arthropoda, Arachnida, Trombidiformes, Tetranychidae. Gene Ontology annotation, biological process: transmembrane transport.